GGAGGCAGGGGAGGCUGAGCCUCCUCUGUUUUUUGGAGCUGAGCUUCCUCUAAUUUUUUCGAUGAAAGAAUUUGUAUUUUUGUAGACAUUUGUUACUUUUCAGGAUAUUUUGUUUGAUUUAAUUUACUUUCAUCAUAUAUCAGGUCAAAAUGUCGAAAAAAAAUUAUAUUUGCGCCCUUACAAUCAUAAUUCAGACCGCUCCGCGUUUGGCUUCAGCGGUAGAAGCUAGCCUCCGCCGAGAAUGCAUCUUGCUAUUGAGACCGUAGACCUUGACGCAUCGUCAUUUAGUACUGCAUUGGCUACAACGUCGAUCAGGGUGCCGCUUCAGGCCGCUAGCCUCCGGCUAGUUUAUCUCUUUUCAGAUCAAGUCGCACGGAUAAUUUUAUCUCUUUCUUAUUAAUUGGCGCCAUCGGGUGUAAAUAGGAAAAACAUUGAGGUGGUUUCGCGUGCUCCCUAUUCAGUGGUGAGUGGUGUUUAGUACCUACGUAAAGCCUAAGGUGUUUUUUGUAUCAUUUAUUUGCAUUUUAUUUCUGAUCGUUAAAAACAGUUGGUAUUAUCGGCAUAUUAAUAUUAUUUAUCGAGAAUGAGCAACGAAAAUAAUUCAGUCUCAUGUGCAGAUACGUAAAUUAUCUAUUAAAAAAUUAAUUUAGUAGCUUUGAUUGUGAUAAAAAGAUCGCUAUAAAACAAAAGGGGAGACCAGCACCACCACUCCCAUUAAUGGUAAUGACAGGUAAAAAGCAAAACAGAGCAUUUCAUGAAAAUAAUUAUAACAAAACUAAAUGGUUAACGCCUUCGGUUUUAAGAAACAAAUUAUACUGUUGGAAUUGUGUAUUAUUCACAAGUGAUAAAUCUUCCGUUUGGGAUAAAACAGGCUAUAAGAAAAAUCACAUCUACUACUUUAGAUUCCGCUCAUAAGAGGGAUAUUGAGAACUAUAACCAGAAAGUUGGUGAAAAUAGGGCAAUUUUGAAAAGACUAAUCAAUGCAAUAGUUUAUUUAUCUAUCAACGCAGGAGUGUUCUUCUCGUGGGCAUGAUAAAAAAAUAUUCAGAUAAUGAAAGAUAUAAAAAGUAGUGCUUUUCAAAUUUGAGCCUCCUCUGAAGAAAACUUCACGAGCCGCCACUGCAACAACGUUAAGUUGUUCAUAUGCUAUAGAAACAAAUUUACACAAAGUGGGUGACCUUAGAACGUUUCUGUUGCAUGUUAAACAUUUGACCUGCUCAAAAAAUUGACUUCUUGUAAAAGUUGACAAUAAUGUACAUUGUAGAUAUUACAUAAUGUAACGAACCCGACGAGAUUCUCGACACACGGUCUUCGGUUAAGAUAUUGUUAUCAAAUGUUGUUGUGAUUCACUGUCCCACCAAUUUCUAACCACAAUCGACGUUGUUAUAGGUGCAGCCUUGUAAAGUAGACACGUCGCCAACAGCAAACAACAUUAUUUAUUCGUUACUUAAAAAAUGAAUCAUCGAUUUAACAUUGUUUCUUUGAUUAAAGUCUUACUGACCUACAACAAUCAUGGAGACAUUUAAAAAAAGGUCCGGUACAACCAACAAAGGCAUUGACUAUGAAAAUUUGAACAUCGCAAACAUCGGGAUCAACUGGUCCACUGACGUUGAAGUGGAGGAUUUUUAUUUAUCUUCUAAUGAUGAAAAUUUUGGUGCAUUUGAUGAUAUUGUCGUAAAAAUUACAUCGGCAACAGGUAGCAAUGUAUCUGCUUUACAACUUAAACACAACGAUCGAGGUAACUUACAUAUAGCUAAACUCAAACAAGAAAACGGAGAUUUUAGCGUAAAAAAAUACUUCAAUUCUGCUCAAAGUAUAAACUGCCACGUAGAUAAUUUUAUUUUAUAUACUAAUCUUAAGUUUGGCGUUAAAGAUAAUACACGAUUUUGGCUUGAUGGUGAAGAUUUUCAAAUUGGAUUGUCCCCAUUUCAGCCGAAAGAUAAAAUUUUUCAAAUAUCAGAUACAUUAAAUCAUUGUUAUAGGUUUCAUGUUGUUGAAGAUGAGUGUACAUAUGAUUACUCUCCAGAAAUUUUAAUGUACAAACACUUUUUUGAAAAAUUUUAUUUGUUUGUUAAUCAAGAUAAUUCUAAAAUUCUUGAAACAAAAAUAGCUGAGAAAUUUACAAAAGUAUUUCUUGCGAAUCAAACAGAAUGUGAUGCAUUUUUGAAAAUGAUAUCGCGAUGGAGUCAACAGAAGGGCGAAAAACAUAAACUGUGUAAGAGUUGGGUGCAGCGUGCUAUUGCACUUACACUCCUAUCAUCUCGAAUUAAACCGUUGUCUUUUGGUAGUGGUAUAGAUGAGAACAUGAAAAUUUUACGAGAGGCAAUUUCUACUUUCACUAUUACGGUAUUUGAAAAUAAUACUUACCAUAAAAUUAAAGACUUAUGGGGCGAUGCUAUGAGUCAGAUUAAAGAUACUAAAGAAUUAAAUAAAACACGAGAAAUGUAUCAUCUUAGCCAAACUUAUAUUAAAACUCUUGACAAUAUAGAUUUGAAGUUGUUAAACACAUUGCUGUGGUUGAACGGUAAAUGUCCAAUAAUUGUAACGGAAGAUGCAGUAGUCCACAAACUGAUAAAGUUAUGCCCACAAGUUAGUAUUAUUCUUCUUGUAGAUGAUAUUAAUAAAGAAAAUAUUAGUCAUAGUUCAGUUUUUCGAAAUUUAUCGGACUUAAAAGCACCACACCGAGAUAAGGUACUCAAAAAGUUUAAUGUUUCUAUUCAAGGAAAAAAAGAGGUCAGUUUAAAAAAUGUAUUUAGUCUUGAUUUUUCUCAUACUAUAAGAACAAGCCAUUUGGUAGAGAUGUUGGAGGGUCCGUAUACAAUCGGCGGUCUGCUAGAAAAUCUUCCCGAACCAUAUAUCGAAAGGAAUUUAUGCCGAAAUGUUAUAAAUAUAAAAUAUUUUCAAAGGAAUGAUGAAAACACUUCAAUUGUAAUUGAUGGCGUGCAAAACACUGAUUCAUUAAACCAGAAGUUGAAAAAUUGCAGUAUUCAUAAUAUAGAAAAUUACUUAAACGAAAGAGACUCAAGCGUUCAUUCGACUGAGAUAGAAAGAGAUACUACCCGAAUUAGCGUUUUUAUCACUACAAACAAGUGUCACAAAACGCAGUUUGAAGCAAUUUGUGACAGAAAUAAAGAUACGAAAAAUAUCCACCACUUGAGAUUUAUAGAUGAAGACAGUUUUGAAUGGAUUCAAAGCAAGGGCAAUAUAAGCAUUUUAGAAGAAUAUACAGUGAAUAAUUUUCUCUUAUCAGAAAAAGAAAUGUGGUGUAGAAAACUUGCGAACAAUAUAAAUUUGAUAAUUAGUAACCCUGGAAUGGGAAAGUCCGAGUUAAUGAAAAGUUUGAAAAACACAUCUCCUUCAAAAAUUUGGAUCAUCUUUAUGAAACCCACAGAUAUUUCUCUCUUCUCGAAAUAUAUUAUAAACAAUAAUAAUCGGUUUGACAAUUUAGAUUCUUUACAAAAUUUUCUUUUGAAUGAGAAAUACAAAUCGAUGGACGAACUAGCAAAGGAGUUUUUACAAGUGUUUAUUAAACAGAAUCAAGUAUUUUACGUUUGGGAUGCUUUGGACGAAAUUCCUACUGAAUAUCUAGCAACAAUUACAAAUUUAAUUGUUGAACUUUCUAUAAAAGGUCACCCCCAGUGGAUAACAAGCCGAUUUCAACUUAAACAUUUAUUAGAGACUAAAUUUAAUGUGCUUUCCUUUAAAUUGUGCCAAUUCAGCGAACAAGAGCAAACCACUUACAUUAAAAAACGUCUAGAGAGCAUUUAUAUGACCAACAAAUUUGAAGAAAUUAUGAGCAAAAUUCGAUCUUCAUUUGUACUGGUUGAACAUAAAGAAAUCUUAGGCAUACCUUUACAAAUCUUUAUGCUCACAAAUUUGCUUCGCCAAGACAUAAGCAAAUAUUUUAAACUCCUUAAUGAUAUAUUUGUUUUGACUGAUUUAUAUCAUUAUUUUGUGAAAGAAAAGAUGAAGGUCUACUUUGAAAAAAAUUCCUUGUCUGAAUCAGCAAUUAAAAUAUUAGAAACUGCAAUUCUCCAGUACCACCAAAACUUAGCCCUGAAAACAUUAUUCUCCAAAGAAUUCUUAAAGACACUUAAUAUCGAUAUUGAAAAUAGUUUCGAAGGCUUUAAAGAAGAAUACGUUUCGGUUGGUUUAUUAACAAAGAUAACGUCAAAACCAGCUUGUUUUAUUCAUAACUCUUUUGCGGAAUAUUUCGCAGCGCUUUAUUUCUGUCAAAAUCGGCGGCUUUCAUCUAUUUUUGUAGAUGUGAUUUUUGAACCAAGGUAUCUAAAUGUACGUUUUUUUUUCGAUUUGCUGUUGGCAAAAGAAUCACCACCUCAUGUGGCGGUAUUAUACAAGAACGUGAAUAUAUUGAAGAAUUAUGAAAAACAAAUUCGGACAAGUACAGAUUCCGCUGAACGGAGUGUCCUACAUGUAGCUUCUUCGUGGGGACAGAUACAUCCUCGAUUGAAUGUUACAACAACUGCUGGCGCUUAUAUCGUAGAUGAUUCUGGUUGUCCUAGUGUUGAGGUUGAAAAGCAGGAAAAUGUGAAGAUCUUAAAUUAUUUAUUAAAUAUUUGCGAUUUAUAUCCACGUGAUGCUUUAUUCAAAUUGACACCCUUAAUGUAUGCCCAAAAAAGUAACUGUCUUGCUAAUGAAAUUAAGAUUUUGAAGCAACAGAACCACAAUUUAAUGGGUCUACCAAUCGAACACAUAAUUAACAUAUUAUAUUAUACAACUGUGUGUGGAUAUGUUGACGUAAUAGAACAUCUGUAUUUAGAAAUGUCAACUUCUUUUAGUGGAGCACGUGCACGGUUACUAAAUUCUCGGAAGAAAAUUUUUAAUGCUAAAAAUAAAAUGGGCAUGACUUUGCUUUAUUUAGCAUCCGAAAGAGAUCAUGAGAAAAUAGUUAAGUAUUUACUGAUCUUAGGUGCCGACAUAAAUUUUCGUAGCACUGACGGAAUCACAUCUCUUUACGUGGCUUGCCAGAAAGGACACGAAAACAUUCUAGAACUUUUAGUUACUUUAGGUGCAAACAUUAAUCUGGGGAAUGUGAACGGUACCACACCUCUUUACAUAGCUUGCGCAUAUGGAAACGAAAAUAUUGUGAAGCGCUUAAUUACAUACGGUGCAAACAUAAACCAAUCUAGAAAAAUUGGCGCGACACCCCUUUACAUAGCUUGCGAAUUCGGAUACGAAAGCAUUGUAGAACUUUUAAUUAAAUCAGGUGCGAAAGUUAAUCUCGCAACUGUGAAAGGUGUUACUCCUCUUAUGAUAUCUUCACAGGAAGGACAUAUUAAGGUUGUGGAACGUUUACUUUCAGCAGGCGCAAAAGUAAAUCAGUCCACAAUUCGUGAUGUUACGGCUCUUUACCUAGCUUGUGAAAGAGGACACGAAAUUGUUGUGCAGCACUUAAUUGCAUUUGGUGCAAACAUAAACCAGUCCACAAUCAUAGACGCUACACCUCUUUACAUAGCUUGUCAAAAUGGACACGAACAUAUUGUGGAGCGCUUAAUUGCUUUUGGUGCAAACAUAAACCAGGGUAGCUACACUGGCGUUACACCUCUUUAUAUUGCUUGCGAAAGAGGGCACAUGAACAUUCUAGAACUUCUAGUUACAUCAGGUGCAGACAUUAAUCUCGGGAAUGAGGAUGGAGUCACGCCUCUUUUUAUAUCUACUCAGUUUGGACAUAUUAAAAUUGUAGAACGUUUACUUUAUAUGGGCGCAAAAAUAAACCAGGGCACUCGUUGCGGUGCUACACCUCUCUACAUAGCGUGCGAAGUAGGAAAUGAAAAUAUUGCGGAGCGUUUAAUUGCAUUUGGUGCAGAUAUAAACCAAUCUAGAUCCAACGGCUGUACACCUCUUUACAUAGCUUGCGAAAAAGGACACGAAAAGAUUGUAGAACUUUUACUUGUAUCAGGUGCAGACAUUAAUCAUAGGGCUUUUAUAGUUCGUACGCCACUGUCUGUAGCAUUAAAAAACGGGCAUACCAGAAUUGCCGAACUUUUUGGUGUUUCUAAUAGUUCACAAAUGAAAACGGUUCAAAAAUCAAAUAACACAAGUAACUGUGUAAUAUCUUAAAACACUGAACUAACCAAAAAUAAAUGAUCAAGAGGUAGAAUUAAGACUGAGUACUUUUAAGUAUUUAUGUUGCCAAAAUAUCUGUUUUCUAAUUCGUACUUGAAUAAGAUCGGUGCAUAUCACUCGAAUCAGUUUCGGGUAGUUAGUCAUUUAAACUUUGUAAGCAAUAAAAAUAUUGUUAAAAUGUUAUUUUGCUUUAAAUAUCAUCAACCGUCACCAAUAUUUUCAUUGUAUGAAUAAUCAUUUUUGGGAUGGUUUUCCUUCUUCUAAACUGCAUACACACGCACGUUAGAUGGAUUCUCUGUACCGUUUAGUAUUAAGUAACUGUCAAAUAAAUAUCAACCACGAAUUAAUUGUUGUGAGAAGACUGCUUCACCUAGAUGUCGAACCAACCGUGAUGAUUACUUCAAGAAUUGAUGGCCUUCAACUUCUGUCUGAAAAAACAUGUGUGGGUUUACAAAAUUUAUUUCAUAACGACCGUUUUGUUAAAUGCUCUAUUCAAAGGAAAACAGAAUUACAAUCUUUAUUUUCAAAAAUUAGGAAACAUACUAGAAAGUAGUAAUAAGAAUUUUCCAUAAGAUUGUAGUUGUUCAAAGUUUAGGUCAAUUUUGAAAGCUUUAUGUGUCAGUUUGUCAUCAAUGAAUUACUUAAGGUUGUACCCAUUUUUAUAAACAACCCUCAGGCUAUAUCUACUGCUACAAAUAAUACCUUAUAUUAUCUACUGCAUAUACUUAUUUACUGUAUGGACUAUAAUCAUCCAUUGCACAAGACGAUUUCUAGAGGCAGUAGAAAGUUCGACUUAUCAGUUGAGAUUUUAUGAAAGACGACUAGUGUGUUAUUCCGACAUUUAAAAUGAAUUGAUCAAACAUCCACAGUUGUAGCCAAAAACUGAACAAAUCUUAAAAUUGUACGUACUUAGUAUAGGAUUUUUAAAGAGUUGUAAAUAUAAUUUUUUCACUAUA
This is a messenger RNA of Zophobas morio, 7043 nucleotides long. RefSeq lists its product as uncharacterized. The record is from RefSeq and is a predicted model, not a curated record. The coding region runs from base 1513 to 6081 and encodes 1522 amino acids. Gene Ontology annotation, cellular component: nucleus; cytoplasm. The transcript has 3 exons. Lineage: Eukaryota; Metazoa; Arthropoda; Insecta; Coleoptera; Tenebrionidae. Gene Ontology annotation, molecular function: protein binding.